Messenger RNA from Kwoniella botswanensis, 330 nucleotides. RefSeq lists its product as uncharacterized. The transcript is spliced from 2 exons. The record is from RefSeq and is a predicted model, not a curated record. Lineage: Eukaryota; Fungi; Basidiomycota; Tremellomycetes; Tremellales; Cryptococcaceae. The coding region runs from base 1 to 330 and encodes 109 amino acids.
AUGGCUGACAGGAGACCCCUUACAUAUUCUUAUGGUACUACCGUCAGUUCCGCCAGAACCCCAGGUGGCACAACUUCCAGUACUACUACCUCUUCCGGUUCUCGAUAUACCGCUUUGAGGGGUAGCACCGACCAAGGUGGACUCACGGUGGUCACUCAGGAUGGACUGAGGAGAGAUGGCACUCUAGACUACAAGCUCAAACAACCUUCCACACCGACGCAAGGGACUAAAGAGACUGACACCAAAUCACCUUCUGGUGCUGGUUCUGGGUCUAGUACCAGAGGGAACAACAUGUUUGAGCUGUGGGGAAGCGAUGAUGAAUCUGAAUAG